AUGGUCAUGCAUCCCCUGCAGACCUUGGAAGAAGCCCUCGACGCUUCGGAUAAAUUCAUCCGAGCCGAGGAAUGGAACAAGGCAAAGCUACAAUCUCAGUCAGGGCUUGUGAAGCCAAAAGGACCUGCGACGAGGGAAGAGGGAAGAUUCAGAAAGCCGAAGCCACCUCCUUCUUGGCAUCAAAAGAAAGGGAAGGACCAUUGGUGUGAGUUCCAUGAAUCUCGUGGACACCGCACCGAGGACUGCCUUCAGCUGAAGGACCAGAUCGAAGAGCUGGUCCAAAAAGGAUAUUUAAAGAAAUAUGUCGCGGAACGCCGCGAAGAAAAGAAAGCUGAGAAAGAUUCUCAGCAAGAGCUGGACUAUCACCGGAAAAGGGACAGACCUCCCGAAGGAGGGAAUCCUGACAUCUUGACCAUUUUCGGUGGCAUGUCUCGGAACGCACUUAAGCGCCAUCUGAGGGGUCUCACCCAUCAGAUUCAUCAUGCCGAGUUCCAGAAACCGCAGUCUCCGGUGCCGAACAUGAUGUUCACAUCCGAAGACUGCAGGGGGGUGGUGUAUCCCCAUGAUGACCCUUUGGUUAUCAUGACAAGCAUCGCAAACCACAACGUCUAUCGGACACUGGUAGACGGUGGCAGAGGGGCGAAUAUACUUUUCCGAAAGGCAUUCGACCAGCUGAAGUUGGAGAGCAAGCAUUUGACCCCAGUUCCUUAUCCGGUCACUGGAUUCAACGACUCUUCUUCAUAUCCAGAUGGGAAAAUUCUUCUUCCCGUUAGCCUCGGCCAAGACCGGGCAAGAUGA
This is a messenger RNA of Chenopodium quinoa (quinoa), 798 nucleotides long. RefSeq lists its product as uncharacterized. Lineage: Eukaryota; Viridiplantae; Streptophyta; Magnoliopsida; Caryophyllales; Amaranthaceae. The record is from RefSeq and is a predicted model, not a curated record. The coding region runs from base 1 to 798 and encodes 265 amino acids. The transcript is spliced from 2 exons.